Messenger RNA from Morone saxatilis (striped sea-bass), 3302 nucleotides. RefSeq names its product osteoclastogenesis associated transmembrane protein 1 (gene ostm1). Gene Ontology annotation, cellular component: cytosol. The record is from RefSeq and is a predicted model, not a curated record. Lineage: Eukaryota; Metazoa; Chordata; Actinopteri; Moronidae.
CCAAACGGGCAAAGUCAUACUCCAGCCUGAUGAACAUCCAGGACAAACUGAGCUGAAGAGGAGACAGGAGAUGACGAACAUGGAGGAAGGCGUUCUUUUAUUAAAAGUUAAAACCUGGGAGAAGAUCUGACUUCCUCACUGUGUUGUGCUUGAGAUUUGACUGAACUCCAUGAAUGUAGAGGACUCAACAGCCGCUGUGUUUCCCCCCAGAACACUGUGAUAUAAGUCAGUCUUCUUCAGAGGUCUUGAAGGAUCUAGAUCCAUGAAACUGAAUCUGAAAUGCUUCGGGCCCAUUAAACCAUUACGCUUUUUUAUACCUCUAAAACCUUCUCAAAAUGUAGUAAACGGCGUUGGAUCACAUUAAAGGAAAAACUGAACAGAUUUUUACAGAUUUCUAGCAAAACAAACAUUGAAGAAAAAAUAUAGAAAUUGUGCACAGACUGUGUUUGAGUCUGCCUCCCACUACCAUAGUUUAAAACCAGCUUUAUUUGGUGUCAUGUUAUGACAUUUUGGAUCUCUAUUAAGCAGGACCUGUGUUGGAAUCAAAGCCUGUCUAACUUUAUAAACUACUAAUCAGAUGCUUUUUCAUGUUGCUGCACGGUAUGCUCGUAAUCCUCACACAGAUCCCGGCCUCGCCUUCCUUUCAACUCGUUAACGAUCUGCAGGUUGUUCACUGUCACUAGAAAGAGUGAGUGGCUUGAAUGCAGUGCGUGCAUGCGCGUGUGCGUGCAAGUGAGCUAAUGUGUGUAUGUGCUCUAUUUAUGGGUCGAGAAAUGGGUUUUUCUGUCUCUAAUGUAUGUCCCAAAAGAAGCUGCAAAAAGGAAGCACUUGAUGUCCAUUAGUGGUGACAUGUAUCUGCUGUAAGGAGGGGGGGUGCACAUCAGUGGGGUGGGGAGUAAAUAAAGACAUAACACACAUAAUGUAAGAGCACUCCAAAGUACCACACUAUGAUGUUACCUGUUUUCCAGUCAGUGUUUUUUUGUGGUUGCAUUAAGCUUUUAAUGCGCUUUGUUGUCGUUUUCCACUGAUGUUUAACUUAAUUUGUUAAGGGUUUCUGACUGCUCAUGGCGGUGAAGUCUCCUUUAUGAGUUACGGGUGUUGAAUUGAUGAAUUUGCCUAUUAGAAAUGCAUUUGUUGUGAAGAAAUGUACACCUCAUUAUGAAUGCAUACGCCCCAAAUAAAUAUUUGUCUGCCAGAAACAACCUGCAGAUGCAUGUGCUGUAAUUUAACCACAACCAGCUUAGUGGAAAGUAACUAAUCUUGAAUAUUUCCACUUUAUAUCUAUAAAAUGUAACUAAAUUUACUGCACAGUACAAAGUUUGAGGUACAUAUGCUUGAGUAUUUCCAUUUUAUGCAACUUUAUACUUCUACUCCACCACAUCUCAGAGACAAAUAUUGUACUUUUUACAUGACUACAUUUGUCCGACAGCUGUAGAUUACAAUUUUUCAUACCAUUCAUUAUCAUUGAAAACCAUGUUAAGCUGAUGUGUUUUUCUGGGCACUAUUUAAAACCAGCUCAACCUCAGCAGUAAAGUGCAACACACACUAAUGCACUGGUAACAGGAAAAACACCAUAAUAGUAAAACACUGAGUACUUUUACUUUUGAUACUAAGGAUACAACUGAAAUAUUUGAAUGCAGGACUUUUACUUACAGUGGAGUGCUUUCAGUGUGUGAUAUUAAAGGAAGGAGGAUCUGAAUACUUCUUCCACCUCUGGUGUCUAAAACCCCUGCAGCAAGCUGCAGUGACUGCAGUUACAUGAUGUCUAAUGAGUCCGUGUUGUAGUUAAACCUGUUUCUUCACACAGGAAUGACCCCUUGUUCUCAGGUUACGUGGCCUUGUGUGUUUCUUGCAACGAGGCUUUUCCCUCCGUCAUUAGCAGCUAAUCUAAAUGUGGGAUAAAGAUACUUGGCCGAAUAAUCGCAGCAUCACAUCCGUUAAACUCCUUUGGCUUUUUGGUCUUGUGGAGCGCAGCCACUGCUGGCCAUCAGCAGGUCUAAGAGCAUUACGGAUAUGCCGAGUCAUAUGAUCCGGUUGCGGCCGGCAGAGCCGCUAAAAACACGGGCUUUUUGUCAUCGGCGCUCCCGCACGGUGGAGUGUGUUGAGCGGCUCGUGUGCGGCGCGGCCCGGAGCUCAAGAAUGACAGCUUUGAUUCCUGUUAAGCCUCCGUUGCUUUUUUUCUGAGGCGCACCGGGGUCCUUAAGCGGGGCUGAAAGUCAUGAAAUACUCCCGGCAAAAUUGACCGGAGUGAGGGCCGCCACGUGAAUGAGAGAACCGGUGGAAAAGCUGCAGCUGCCCCCCCUUAGUGAUUGAGUGGAAGUAUUCUGACCUUAUACGUCAAUGAAAGUAGUAAUUCCACAGCCUAAAAGUACUCUUUUAGGAGUAAAAGCCCUGCAUUCAGAAGCAAAAGUGCAUAAGUAGGCAGCAAAUUUACUUAAAUGAAGUACAGGUAUGCGUCUAUUAUUAUUAUUAUUAUUAUUAUUAUUAUUGUAUUAUUAGUAUUUUAUUGUUAUAUUAUUAGCCCAUUUAUGUUAAUUAACAUGAGCAGUACUUUAAUGUUGUAGCUGGUCAAACUGGAGCUAAUUUUGACUACUUCCCAUUUUGGUAGUUUAUUACUUUAUUAACUGAUCAUAUGUUUCAUACAGUUUUAUUCUGAAAAGAAACUAGUAACUAUAGGACUAUAUUGGAAAAAAAGUGGAGUAAAAAGUACAGUAUUUCCUCUUAAACUGUAGAGGAGUAGCAGAAAAUUGAAGAACUCAAACUGUACUAAAGUACAAUUUUAAAUGUACUUAGUUACUUUCCACUAUUGCUGUUCAGUGGGUUAAUUUACAACAAUGCAUCAUGUUGCCUAAGCUGACUACUUUUAUAUGUUAGAUAUUAAUCUGCAAAGUAACUUGUAACAAUAGCUGUUAAAUAAAUAAAAAAGUAAAAAGUACAAUAUUUCCAUCUGAACUGUGGUGCAGUAGAAUUAUAAAUUGUGUAGACUUCACAUACCUCCAAACUGUAGCUAAAUACAGUGCUUGAGUAAAUGUACUUAGUUACUUCCCACACUUUCCAACAUACUAAAAUGGAUCAUUAUAUCACUUGAACAGGUCUGCGUCCAAAAAAGAUUGAGCAGUCUGGAGCUGUAAAGUGCCUAGUGAGUAAGUGUGACUCAUUCUGAGGAUUUUUGAUUUAUAUAUUUAGUUCUUCACAUCUAGCAAAAAAGCAGUAUUUUGGUAAUGUUUGAUUGUUAACAUGCUUAGUUUCCUAGACGGUGAAUUUUUGUUUUUGCCGCAAAAAAUAAACAUCCGUCCAUUUCA